This is a messenger RNA of Dufourea novaeangliae, 1901 nucleotides long. RefSeq lists its product as uncharacterized. The record is from RefSeq and is a predicted model, not a curated record. Lineage: Eukaryota; Metazoa; Arthropoda; Insecta; Hymenoptera; Halictidae. The transcript is spliced from 6 exons.
UCCAAAGCUUUUCCUCACAGUAAUUUUUUAAAUAGAUAAGUUUUAUUUAUUUCUUCUGCGUUGUUUUCCCUUCUUCAACGUUCGGAUUAAAAAAAAUAUUAUCUUAAAAUGCCUACACAUUGUGCAAUACCAAACUGUGCAACAAAUAAGGAUAAAAGUGGAAAUAAGAGAUCAUCCUUUCAAUUACCACAGAAUGAGAGCCUUCGGAGUAAGUGGAUGUUGUCCAUUCCAGGAGCACAAUUUUUAAGAUCACAGGAUCGUAUAUGUGAGAAACAUUUUGAGGAACAUUUAAUAAUAAAAAAAUAUAUAAAAUAUGAUAACAGUGGUAAAGUUAUAGCAGAGGUUCCUUUUGCACGUGCUCGUUUAAAAAAGGAUGCAGUGCCAACAAUAUUUGACCACCAUGAUCAAUAUUUUAGAUCGGGUCCUUAUGAAGCAAGAAUAGGUACAGAUCACACAUACGCAUUACUGGCAGCAUUGCCAGAUAAAUCAAUAAGUAAUACAUUACAAGAUGCAGAUUUAUCAAAUAAUAUUGAAUAUAGCGCAGAAUGUGAAUUUGACUUAACGAAUGUAUCUGUGAAAAGGGAAACAGAGUUUGAGUCUGAACAAUGUGAAUACUUACUUCCUUCUACAUCUUCUAAAAUUAAUACUAAUGUUAAUUUUCAGCCCAAGAAUGAGGUACGAACUGAGAAUGUGCAAAGAAAGUAUCAGUGUUUGACAAAUGGUGCUUUGAAAUCAGAAUUGUUGACAACAAAUAAUGAAGCGCAAGAGGACUCGAAUAUGUACAAAAAGUAUGAAUGUACAUGGACUAAAGUUGUUUUUGACUCUGUUUCGUUCAGUUUAAGAUCUCUAAGUGCUGAUAGUUUUGAGGACAGUGUAUUCAUGAAAGUACCAAAACCGUGGAAUGUAAAUAAAUUAAUGAAUGGAUUAGAAGAAACUCUUUUAUUUACAUGCAUUGUACAGACCAAUGAAUGCGGAAUUCAAAAACAUGUCCUUGAGAAAGCUGUCAUAAUUAAGGCUUCUAGAGAAAUAGUUUAUGAAGCUCAUUCUACACCUGUUGAUGUUAGUGGAACAAAACUUCCAAAAAUUUUGACAGUGGUCUCAGUGUUACCGGACAUUUUAAAAAAAUUUAGGGAUUUUCGUAUUUGCGAAGGAAUUGUGACAGAUAUAAGCUUAGAUUAUACACAAGAUAACACAGAUUUGAAAAGAGACAUUUAUUCCAAUUUGCGUCACAAAAAUUGCUCUGUCUUGUCGAUUAAUAGGAAAAGAUGCACUGCGUGCAACAGAUAUUCUAAAGGAUUGUUUCAAAGAAUUAGAAGGAUGAAAAAUAGAAAAAGCAUACAACGUAUAACCAAUUCCGUACGUCUUCUCGACGACAUGAAAUUAAAAGCUUUGAAAAAUAAAAUGAAGUUUCGCGCUGUAAAUGUUUCUCGUGUAAAAAGCAGAUAUCAAUUACUAAAAGAUUCAUUAGAAAAUCAGCGAAAGAAUGUUGCUAACGUCACAACUGAUGCAUUACAAAAAAUGUCUAACAACUAGGCAUUUGUCGUAAAAGAAAUAAUUUCAGCCGCCCAAAAAAGUGAUCCAAAAGGACGCCGCUACACGGAUGAAUUUAAAAUGCUUUGCAUGCUGAUGAACAUCAGAUCGCGAAGUUAUUAUGAAUUCUUACGGAAAAAUGAUAUUAUCCCGUUGCCGUGUACAAGAACAGUAAGGAAUUAUUCGAAUUUGAUGGGUGGGAAAUGCGGCUUCGACAAAGACUUCUUCAAACUUUUAAAAACAUCAUUUACUGCUAAGGAUGUAUAAAAACGUCAUGGCGUGCUUCUUUUAGAUGAGAUUAACUUAAGGAAGUCUGUGGUAGUAUGUUCAAGAACGGUAACAUAUUCUGGUUUAACAGACUUUCGCGACGA